Molecule: messenger RNA, 1288 nt
Organism: Abrus precatorius (Indian licorice)
Lineage: Eukaryota; Viridiplantae; Streptophyta; Magnoliopsida; Fabales; Fabaceae
Product: dof zinc finger protein DOF3.1-like
Exons: 1
Coding region: 644-1288 (214 amino acids)
Biological process (GO): regulation of DNA-templated transcription
Molecular function (GO): DNA binding; DNA-binding transcription factor activity
Source: RefSeq, a predicted model, not a curated record
UGAUUCUAUUUGAAGUCUGAGCUUGUGGUCACCCUCACGCGGAUAAACUGAGUGAAGAUUAGAUACAUACAUAGCUGUUCUUUAUCUUUGUCAAGAUUUUCAUACUCUUCAAAUAUUUAUUUCCCCUUUGAUCUUUAAUGCUACAUGGUUUCCCCCCUACCCAGUUUGUUUAAUCUGUGUGCUUUUUUGAGUCACUAUAAUCCUCCACAUCUUAGAUAGAAUAGAAGGUUCAAAUAAGCUCUCUGCAUUUGGCACUUAUCCAUGACCUUGUAACCUUUUUCUGUCUCUCAACCCUGCAAAACAAACUCUCUGAAAUUGUUUGUAGAUGUGAUUUUGGUGUGUUAUGACUAAAAUCCAUAUCAAGGUCUGAAAAAAGCAUAUCCAAACUUUUUGUCCGCAUUCUACUUUGUGUUCAGUGGGGGUUCCUUUUUGCCACUUCACAUCCUUCAAAAGCUAACAACCGUUUGAUCUUAGUAUACCAACCACACCCUUAAGCCUUUGAAUGCCAUUUUCCACUCAUAUCUUAAUUAACUUGACACCUCUCUUCCUAAAAACCACAUACAAAGCCUCAACCCCUUCAAAGGUUUCCACAGAACUGUCAUAAAGUGUUUGAAAUUUGAGUCUUUUUAAGGCAUAGAAAAGGAUGCAAGACCCAACGGCAUUCCAUCCCAUGAAGCCCCAAUUCCCUGAACAAGAACAACUCAAAUGCCCACGUUGUGAAUCCACAAACACCAAAUUCUGCUACUACAACAACUACAACCUCUCACAGCCACGCCAUUUCUGCAAGAACUGUAGAAGGUAUUGGACAAAAGGUGGUGCUUUGAGAAACAUCCCAGUUGGGGGUGGAAGCAGAAAGAGCACAAAACGUUCAUCAACCUCCAAACGCGCCACACCAUCAUCAUCAUCAUCACUCUCUUCUGCAGCCCAACCUGGAGCUCCAGAGGCUGACCCGACCCGGGUUUACACCAACCCGGUUGAUCAAGACCAAAGGGUGUUAAGCAUUGGUGGGAGUUUCAGUUCCCUUUUGGCAUCGAAUGGGCAUUUUGGGGGCCUUUUAGAGGGCCUGAAUUCAAAUGGGUCAAGUCUAAAAAUGGUGCAAAUGGGUGAAUUUGGGGAGGAUGUGAGUUGUGACCCAGUUGUGAAUACGGAUUCGGGUCCAAAUCAGAUGCAGAGUAAUGGCAGCUCAGAGAGCUUUCUGGGCAUGCAAAAUGGUGAUUCAAGCUGUUGGAAUGGUAGCCAUGGUUGGUCUGAUCUUGCAAUAUACACACCUGGCUCCAGCUUUCAGUAA